UCCAUCCUUUGCUAGCUUUCUACCAUGAAGAAGCCGUCGUUGUCGUCGUCGUCGUCGUCGGGCAUGCUGGUUAGAAAGCUCUGCUUCAUAGUGGUCACUGUAGCCGCCUUGAUCCGUUGCUGCGCUGCCGAUCCCCCGGAACAAGAGGCUCUCCGCGAGUUUUUGCUUGCUGCCAAAGGCUCCGAACUGCUCAAGUCAUGGAGCACGUCAAGCUCGAGCCCCUGUUCUUGGCUAGGUGUCUCGUGCUCCUCCAACGGACAUGUGGUGGAGUUGUCGCUGGGAGGCCUCCCGUUGUAUGGCAGAAUUCCAACAGUGUUUGGUUUCCUGUCCGAGCUGAAAGUGUUGAAUCUCUCGUCCACCAACCUCACCGGGAGCAUCCCCGAAGAACUUGGGAGCUGUAGCAAGCUCCAGCUGCUCGAUCUCAGCGUCAACAGCCUCACCGGAAGAGUCCCGAGCAGCAUCGGUCGCUUGAAAGAGUUGCGCUCGCUCAAUCUCCAAGACAAUCAGUUGCAAGGCUCCAUCCCGAAGGAAAUUGGCAACUGUACUUCCUUGGAGGAGCUCCAGCUUUUCGACAACCAGCUCAACGGUAGUAUCCCUCCGGAGAUCGGCCAGCUCGGGAAGUUGCAAGCGUUUCGAGCAGGCGGCAACAUGGCAUUGUCGGGACCGCUUCCCCCGGAGCUCUCCAAUUGCAGGAACUUGACUGUCCUUGGGCUGGCGGUGACGGCACUGUCCGGAAGCAUACCAGGCUCGUACGGGGAGCUCAAGAACCUCGAAAGUUUGAUCCUUUACGGCGCUGGCAUCUCGGGUCGAAUUCCUCCGGAACUCGGUGGCUGCACCAAGCUCCAGUCCAUCUAUCUCUACGAGAACAGGCUGACGGGUCCAAUACCACCGGAACUGGGACGUCUCAAGCAGCUCAGGAGCCUCCUCGUGUGGCAAAACGCGAUAACAGGUAGCGUCCCUCGCGAGCUCAGCCAGUGCCCGCUGCUCGAAGUCAUCGACUUCUCGAGCAACGACCUCUCCGGUGACAUCCCACCCGAGAUAGGAAUGCUGAGGAACCUCCAGCAGUUUUACUUGAGCCAGAACAACAUCACCGGCAUCAUCCCCCCGGAGCUCGGCAACUGUUCCAGCUUGACGUUUCUGGAGCUUGACACCAACAUGCUCACAGGCCCCAUACCCCCGGAGCUCGGCCAGCUUUCCAACCUCAAGCUCCUCCACCUGUGGCAGAACAAGCUGACCGGCAACAUCCCCGCAUCACUCGGACGUUGUAGCCUGCUCGAGAUGCUCGACCUGUCCAUGAACCAGCUCACCGGAACUAUUCCUGCCGAGAUCUUCAACUUGUCAAAGCUCCAGAGGAUGCUCCUCCUUUUCAACAAUCUUUCAGGUACGCUCCCUAACAACGCCGGGAACUGCAUCAGCUUGCUGCGGCUGCGCUUGAACAACAACAUGCUGUCGGGAAGCCUGCCUAUCAGUCUGGGCCAGCUCCGAAAUCUCAACUUCCUCGAUUUGCACGACAACAUGUUUUCGGGACCACUUCCCACGGGAAUCUCAAACCUCAGCUCGCUGCAAAUGCUCGACGUGCAUGAUAACCAGCUGUCUGGACCGUUCCCUGCCGAGUUUGGCUCGCUUUCGAAUCUGGAAAUCCUGGAUGCCUCGUUCAACAACCUGAGUGGUCCUAUUCCUGCGGAGAUUGGCAAAAUGAACCUCUUAAGUCAGCUCAAUCUAAGCAUGAACCAGCUUUCAGGGAACAUACCUCCGGAGAUGGGACGUUGCAAAGAGCUCUUGCUCCUCGACCUCAGCAGUAACCAGUUGUCCGGGAACCUUCCACCAGACCUGGGAAUGAUAACCAGCCUGACCAUCACCCUCGACCUCCACAAGAACAGAUUCAUAGGGCUCAUUCCAUCAGCUUUCGCACGUCUCUCUCAGCUGGAGCGUCUGGACAUCUCUUCGAACGAGCUGACAGGAAACCUCGACGUCCUCGGCAAGCUCAACAGCCUCAACUUCGUCAACGUCUCGUUCAACCACUUCUCGGGAUCCUUGCCGAGUACUCAAGUCUUCCAGACAAUGGGCCUCAACUCCUACAUGGGAAACCCCGGCCUCUGCUCGUUCUCGUCGUCGGGUAAUUCCUGCACGCUGACUUAUGCCAUGGGAUCCUCCAAGAAGUCGUCCAUCAAGCCAAUCAUCGGUCUGCUGUUCGGAGGAGCUGCUUUCAUCCUCUUCAUGGGGCUUAUCCUCCUGUACAAGAAGUGCCACCCUUACGACGAUCAGAACUUCCGAGACCACCAGCACGACAUCCCCUGGCCAUGGAAGAUCACCUUCUUCCAGCGUCUCAACUUCACUAUGGACGACGUGCUCAAGAACCUGGUUGACACGAACAUAAUCGGCCAGGGACGGUCCGGAGUCGUGUACAAAGCAGCGAUGCCAAGCGGUGAAGUGGUCGCCGUGAAAAAACUCCGCAGGUACGACAGAAGCGAGCACAACCAGAGCGAGUUCACGGCGGAGAUCAACACCCUGGGAAAAAUCCGCCACCGGAACAUCGUCAGGCUCUUGGGCUACUGCACCAACAAGACGAUCGAGCUGCUCAUGUAUGACUACAUGCCGAACGGUAGCCUCGCGGACUUCCUGCAAGAAAAGAAGACGGCAAACAACUGGGAGAUCAGAUACAAGAUCGCUCUAGGAGCAGCGCAAGGACUUUCAUACCUCCACCACGACUGCGUGCCAGCGAUCCUCCACCGGGAUAUCAAGCCGAACAACAUCUUGCUGGAUUCCAGAUACGAGCCUUACGUCGCCGACUUUGGUCUCGCAAAACUCAUCGGCUCUUCCACCUCUGCGGCCGAUCCCAUGUCCAAAGUUGCCGGAUCAUAUGGCUACAUUGCUCCAGAGUAUAGUUACACGCUCAAGAUCUCUGAGAAGAGCGACGUUUACAGCUAUGGAGUGGUGCUGCUGGAGCUACUGACCGGCAGAGAAGCUGUCGUUCAGGACAUCCACAUCGUGAAAUGGGUCCAGGGAGCUCUCCGUGGCAGCAAUCCCAGCGUGGAAGUCCUGGACCCGAGGCUGCGAGGAAUGCCGGACCUCUUCAUCGACGAGAUGCUCCAGAUCCUCGGCGUGGCGCUGAUGUGCGUGAGCCAGCUCCCGGCCGAUCGACCGUCGAUGAAGGACGUGGUGGCAUUCCUCCAAGAGGUGAAGCACAUCCCGGAGGAGGCAUCGAGCAUCAAGGUCCCAGCCGCCGCCCCUGCCGCCGCCGCCGGCGACCAGCUCUCGGAUCAAAUGCCCCUAUUUUGCAAGAAUCACACCGCCAGCACCUACGAAUUCGUGUUCGAUGACAACAGCAGCUCGCAAUCCGGGGGAUGCUGAUGGCCGAUCGCGAAGGAGCGCUGCGCCGCGCGAGAUGAUGAUCCAUCGUGAAGCCAAGAAAAUUUUGCUCGAAUGGAAGAACCCUAAAGUGUACGGUCGCUUUGUAAAAUUAAAUUCUUUUACGCCCUU
Molecule: messenger RNA, 3480 nt
Organism: Selaginella moellendorffii
Lineage: Eukaryota; Viridiplantae; Streptophyta; Lycopodiopsida; Selaginellales; Selaginellaceae
Product: probable LRR receptor-like serine/threonine-protein kinase At1g34110
Exons: 2
Coding region: 25-3351 (1108 amino acids)
Biological process (GO): protein phosphorylation
Molecular function (GO): protein kinase activity; ATP binding; protein binding
Source: RefSeq, a predicted model, not a curated record